Messenger RNA from Sander lucioperca (pikeperch), 2302 nucleotides. Its product is annotated as transcription factor E3-like. Gene Ontology annotation, cellular component: nucleus. Lineage: Eukaryota; Metazoa; Chordata; Actinopteri; Perciformes; Percidae. The transcript is spliced from 12 exons. The record is from RefSeq and is a predicted model, not a curated record. The coding region runs from base 1 to 1569 and encodes 522 amino acids. Gene Ontology annotation, biological process: regulation of transcription by RNA polymerase II. Gene Ontology annotation, molecular function: RNA polymerase II cis-regulatory region sequence-specific DNA binding; DNA-binding transcription factor activity, RNA polymerase II-specific; protein dimerization activity.
AUGGCCGGAGGUGUAACAGGAGAGAGCGAACAAACCUUCCUCUCCGUUGAUUCCCCUCUCUCCAGUUUCGGGAACGUUGUCCUUGUGGCUGCCGCCACCGCUGUGUCUGGGGCCGCUGCCAUCUCCGCUGUGGGGAUCCUCGGCGCGGAGCUCCGUUUAUUUGUGUUCGGCGGUCCUGGAGACGGCCGUUGUUCCUGUCCUUGCUCUGGCGGGAGUCGUGGCGCUGAUUUCCCGGGCCGCUUCGGCGUAGGAGGAGCGGCCGUAAGACUGCUGACGGCGGGGAUAAAGGGAAGGCUGUCUGUUCCGAGGACAUCAGCAGCAGCUUCCUCCUCUUCCUCGUAUUCAUCCUCGCUGCCGUCGGCCAUGUCGUCUAGGGUCCUGAUGCGUCAGGAUCUGAUGCGUCAGCAGGCUCUGGAGGAGGAGCAGAAGGAGGCGCAGCAGCAGCUCCUCCGCCCCGCUGAUUCGUCCUCCCCCAUCUCCGUCUCCGUGUCCUCCGCCUGCACGCCUCCCGCUCAGGUCCCCGUGGAGGUGCUCAAGGUGCAGACUCACCUGGAGAACCCCACCAGGUAUCACAUCCAGCAGGCUCAGAGGCAGCAGGUGCGUCAGUAUCUCUCCACGGCCAAGACAGCCAAUCAGGAGCCGGCGCCCAAACUGCAGCCGGCACACAUCAGCCGCAAAAAACAGAUGGAAGACAUGGUUAUCGAUGACAUCAUCAGCCUGGAGUCGGGCCUGAGUGACGAAUUUCUGACGCUGAUCGACUCUGGACUGCAGCUCGCCAACACGUUGCCGGUGUCGGGGAACAUGCUGGACGUGUACGGCGGCGGCGGUGGCGGGGGGAUGGCCACGCCCACUAUCACCGUUAGCAACAGUUGCCCGGCCGACCUGCAUGCCGUGAAAAGGGAGAUCAACGAGGUGGAGACCAAAGCGAUGAUGAAAGAGAGACAAAAGAAAGACAACCACAACCUCAUCGAGAGGAGGCGGAGGUUCAACAUCAACGAUCGGAUCAAAGAACUCGGAGCUCUCAUCCCCAAAUCCUCCGACCCGGAAUCGAGAUGGAACAAAGGAACCAUCCUGAAGGCGUCGGUGGAUUACAUCCGUAAGCUGCAGAAGGAACAGCAGCGAGCCCGAGAGAUGGAGGAGAGACAGAGGAGGCUGGAGAACACCAACCACUCCCUGAUGCUCCGCAUACAGGAGUUGGAGCGUCAGACUCGCCUCCACAGCCUCAACUCUUCCUCCUCCUCCUCCUCCUCCCUGGACCCCCAAGCGAUGCUCUCCCCCUCCCUGCCUCACCUCUUCUCCUCCCCCUCCCCCCACUCCGCCCCCUCGCUGGCGACCCCGUCCCUGGGUCUGGACGCCCUGAGCUUCGUUGAUCUGGACGAGCCUCGGGCGGCCUCUCCCGUCUUCUCCCCGGACCUGAUGUCGGACGUGGGGCUGACGGAGUUCCGCGGCCUGGCAGACAUACUGAUGGAGGAAGGGGGAGGGGGGGCGAUGUCCGACCCCCUGCUGUCCUGCGGAGCCUCGAAGACCAGCAGCCGGAGGAGCAGCUUCAGCAUGGACGAGGACCUGUGACGCACACGCCAGGCUUCCUCAUUGGCCAGAGGCAGGACGCCGUCCUGUGACAUCAUCCAAACAAACAACGCACAUAGGUGAUGUCACGGGGAGCAACUGUGGGCUGAAUCUCACUUCCAUUUGAAUUGCAUCCACGUUUCCCCCACUUGCUUCCCUUCCUCGCAUCUCAGUCCGUCCCACCGAGGAGGCACGGGAGGGACGUGAGGAAAUCACACGAGGAGAGAGGGAAUGAGGAAAUGUGUUUUUAGAGGGAUGAGACGUCCUUUCCUCUGAAGCGUUGCGUGAAUUCGUCAGCUGUUUGGGCAGAGUUAGCACCUGCUUCAUCUGCACGGCUUCCAGGAAGGCUGCUCUCUGUAUCCUCGCUCAUAGCUCCUCAGAGAUCCCUCCUCCAUCCUCGUUCAUAGCUCCUCAGAGAUCCCUCCUCCAUCCUCGUUCAUAGCUCCUCAGAGAUCCCUCCUUCAUCCUCGUUCAUAGCUCCUCAGAGAUCCCUCCUCCAUCCUCGCUCAUAGUUCCUCAGAGAUCCCUCCUCCAUCCUCGCUCAUAGUUCCUCAGAGAUCCCUCCUCCAUCCCCCAUCUUCGGGGCAGGAAUAAGAGCUUUGAUACAGCCUUCAACGAAGGAAAGCCAGAACAACUUUCUGUUCAACCGAGGAGCGAGGAGAUAUCAAAUAAGAGAAGUGAGAUUCAGCCUGUGUCCUCCAGAGACUGAGCAGGCCAGAAGCCGAUUGGCAAUAGU